Molecule: messenger RNA, 4386 nt
Organism: Rhipicephalus sanguineus (brown dog tick)
Lineage: Eukaryota; Metazoa; Arthropoda; Arachnida; Ixodida; Ixodidae
Gene: Sap-r
Exons: 36
Coding region: 191-4102 (1303 amino acids)
Biological process (GO): sphingolipid metabolic process
Cellular component (GO): lysosome
Source: RefSeq, a predicted model, not a curated record
GACGCUUGUUUAGGUUGACGACGGAAGCGUGUGGUGGUGGCGUCGAGGUCGCGGAUCAUAUGAUCGUGAUUCCGCAGAUCGCGUGAAAAGAGCUAUCUCGCGUACUCUAGCUAGCAGUUCGCCUUAUUUGUGUGAACGGCUGGGCUGCAGUGUACUUCGUGCAGAAGCUGGCACUUAACCGCGCAGCAAAAUGUUCGCGAGGGUGCUCUUCGCGGCGAGCGUAAUUUGCUUAAGCACUGCAGUUCCCAUAGCCAAGCCAUCAGAGAAAGUUUGCCAGACAUUGAGCACAUCAUGCCAAGACCUGUGGGUAGCGUCAUCAUGCAAAACUGUGAAACCGUGCAUAGAGAUGAUUUGGGAAAAGCUCGAAGUUCCCAUGGACAAGAGCGGUGUGUGCAACAUCUGCAAGGAAAUGGUUAAAGAAGCAAGAGACCAGCUCCUCAGCAAUGAAACUCAGGAGGAGCUAAGAGAAGUGCUUGAAGGCAGCUGUGCCCUCAUACCAAUUGGAUUUAUUAGUGAAAUGUGCAAGGAAGUGGUCGACAGUUUCAUUCCUGAUCUGAUCGACAUCCUUGUUUCGAGGAUGGACCCAGACCAAGUGUGCACAAUUGCUGGUCUAUGCAAUCCCGACUUCGUUACCAGGAAGCUUCAGAAUCUACUGCAGCACAAAGUCUUCAUAGCGUCAGUUCAGUCUCGCAUCUUCCUGCCUUUAACAAAAGAAGUAUCAGCAUUGAGCACCAAGAAGGAGGCCACAUGUACUCAAUGCAAAACAGCCAUGAAAUAUGCCAGGGAGCUGUUCCAGAAAUUACCCUUGGAAGGAGUCAAGUCUGCUGUCCUGAAGGUUUGCCACGAAAGGCUUGGCACAGCCAAUCCUGAGUGCUCUACAUUGGUAAAUGUUUUCUUGCCAUCAGUCUUCAAGUACCUGCAAUCACUGGACCCUGAAGAAUUUUGUGCGUAUGUGGACCGUUGCAAGUCUGUGAACCCGCCAAAACUGAGCAUCCCGUCACUCACCAAAGCAAAUGAUGACUUGACCUGCGACUUCUGCAAGCAGCUUGUGGAGCAUGUCAGGCAAAUGUUUGCUUCAAACACUACAGAGGAUGAAUUUAAGCAGGCUUUGCUGAACUUCUGUGAAGAGCUUGGUUCUGCUGCUGAAGAGUGCCAGAGUCUCGUUGAGAAGUACUAUGACACAGUGUACACUUACUUCCUUGAUGCUCUCGACCCGGAUGCUUUCUGCCAUACCAUCGGCCUGUGCACUACCAGCGGCAUGAAGUCUGAGGAGAAGGCACUCAACAAGAUUUUCAUCAAGGCAAUGCAUGGUGCACUCCAGCAGAAGGGCCACCUCAAGAACCUUAAGGCUGCCAAGAAAGUGAAGGGCUACCUGGAGCCACAACAUUCUGUUCCUCUCAUCAAGGUCUACCCUGCUUUGCCAAAGAAAUACUUUGACAACAACCAGUCCGACAUUACAUUUCCCAUGGUAAAGACCUUCCCUGCCCAGCAAAACACUAGAGUUGAUGACAUUUACACCUGCUCUAUUUGCAAGGCUUUCGUCACCCUUCUUGAGCAAGUCAUACCAAUGAAUGCCACCGUGGAAGACGUCAAGUUUGUUCUUGACCAAAUUUGCGAGCUGUUUCCUACAGAAACGGAAAGGAACUGUCGAAGCUUUGUUGACAAAAAUGCAGCGGUGAUCCUCAAGUUCCUGGCAAACGACGUUGCCCCAGCAGUCAUCUGCCACGAAAUAACUCUCUGCUCGUCACUGCCCCCCAAAAAUAUUGGUGCUGUUUCGGAUUCGCCAGAUUGUGACUACUGCAAGCUGACUGUUGAAUUCUUUUACGAUGAACUCAAGAAGAGAGAAACUGAGGAGGAAAUCAAGCUGAUAGUUGAGAAAGUUUGUCAACUGUUCCCAAGCAGCAGCAGGGACAAAUGCAUCAGCACAAUCAACACCUACGUGGACAUGGUCAUAUCCCUCGUCCUUCAGGAGUUCACCCCUGAGCAGAUUUGUCAGCAGCUGGGCUUUUGUGCCGCAACUAUUAAAUCUACGCCUGUUAUUCCACCCAAGAAAGUCUCGGAUGACACAUGUGACCUAUGCAUGGUUGUUGCCAAGUUUGUCUAUGACAAAGUGAAGGACGAGAGAACUGAGGAGAAGGUGAAGGAAGCACUUGACCAGGUAUGCUCUCUGCUGCCCAGCUCAUUGGAGCAGAAGUGUGUCGAAAUGGUCAACAACUAUUAUGACAUGCUGGUCAGCCUCCUCGUCCAGGAACUCGUCCCAGAUGAGGUGUGCAAAGAACUUGGCUUGUGCCCCUCCACAAAGAAAACUGCAAGUGUUCCUUCUAAGAAGCCUACAGACGAAGAGUGUGACAUUUGCAAGAUUGUGGUGAAGUUUGUCUACAAUGAAUUGCAGGACAACAAGACUGAGGAACAGGUGAAGAACCUCUUGGACAAGGUGUGCUCCCUGCUGCCAGACUCUCUGAAACAGACAUGCGCAGACACAGUCAACACCUACUAUGACGAGCUAGUGGAGCUUAUUGUGAAGGGCUUUACACCAGAGCAGGUCUGCCAAGAGCUUGGCCUCUGCCCUUCUGCAAAGAAAGCUGGGAUGCCCCCGGUUGCAAGUGUCCCUUCUAAGAAGGCUAGAGAUGAUGUUUGUGACAUCUGCAAAGUCGUGGUGAAGUUCGUCUACGAUGAACUGCAGGACAACAAGACUGAGGAGGAAGUGAAGAAGCUCUUGGACAAGGUGUGCUCUGUACUUCCGGAAUCGCUGAAACAGACGUGUACAGACACAGUCAACACCUACUAUGACCAGCUGGUGCAGCUCAUCGUACAGGGAUUUACACCUGAAGAAAUCUGCGAAGAGCUCGGCCUGUGUACUUCUGCAAAGAAAGCUGGGAUGCCCUCUGUUGCAAGUGUUCCUUCUAAGAAGGCUAGAGACGAUGUUUGUGACAUCUGCAAAGUCGUGGUGAAGUUCGUCUACGAUGAACUGCAGGACAACAAGACUGAGGAGGAAGUGAAGAAGCUUUUGGACAAGGUGUGCUCUGUACUGCCGGAAUCUUUGAGACAGACGUGCACAGACACAGUCAACACCUACUAUGACCAGCUGGUGCAGCUCAUCGUACAGGGAUUUACACCUGAAGAAAUCUGCGAAGAGCUUGGCCUGUGCACUUCUGCCUUGAAGAAGCCUGUUGCAACCAGACCUGCCAAAGUUGCCAACGAUGAAGAGUGCACAUACUGUACAACAAUAGUCCAGUAUGUGUAUGAUGCUCUUCAGGACGAGAAAACUGAGGAGGAGAUCAAGGAAGUGCUAGAUGAAGUCUGCAACCUUUUCCACGGAGAUAGGCGGCAACAGUGUGUUAACAUGGUCAACACAUAUUUUGAGAUUAUUGUAGCGCUCGUACUUCAGGACUUCACUCCUCAGCAAAUAUGCGAGACAAUCGGAAUGUGCCAAUCAUCUACUGGAAGAGAUAUCGAGUGCACCUUCUGCCAGUAUGCUCUUCACUUCAUCCAGAAUGAGCUUGUGGAAAAUAACACUGAGGCCCGAGUGGAAGCUGUGCUAGACAAAUUGUGCAGCAAACUGCCAAACGACUUGGCUAAGGAAUGCAUGGCAUUUGUGGAAGAGUAUGGACCAGCCGUCAUGGUUCUCCUUGCUCAGGAGAUAGAUCCCAGCAUAGUGUGUGUGGCUAUCAAGGUCUGUCCCAAGGACGGGCUUCAGAAACAGUCUGACAUGAAGCUGAAGCUGAGUGAGUGUGCCACCUGCAAGGCUGCUACCAGCUAUGUUGAGAAAAUACUCAAGGACACCAAGAACGACCAGGAGGCUGCCAAACAAUUGGCAAAUGCUUGUGAUCAUGCCCCUAAGGCACUUCAGUCUCAGUGCAAGGCCUUGAUUAAAACCUAUGGGCCAGCACUCCUCCAGACUAUUGCGCAGGUUGGCAGUGGUGAAAAAGCAUGCAAGAAGCUAGAUAUCUGUUCCAAUGAUGCUGAGCCACACAAGCAUCGGCAGCUGAAACUAGGCAGCAAUCCAUGCACGCGAGGUCCAGCCCACUGGUGUCAUUCGAAGGAGAAUGCCGCAGCUUGCAAGGCCACCCAAUUUUGCCAGAAGAAGGUGUGGAAGCAGUAGUGCCUCUUCCUAAUUUUGUUUGAUACUCAUUUUACAUAGCGCUUUUUUAUUAGAAUUACAGCACAAUGAUACACACAAUCUUUCGUCUUUGUUAUAUAGUUAGGUAGAAUGAACACACUACUUAAAAAAACCAAAGCAUUUUGUUUUGUUUUCCUUGAACUUUUUAUGCCUGUUUCCUUUUAGCGUACAUAAUGUUUUUGAGUGUUCAAACAACGUACAUACUCUUUGUCGGUUUCUGUGCACAUUUUCGAAACUUGGCAAUAAACUUUUGAGUACUGGUUUUA